CCCUACAAAUUUGUAUAGGCAACAAAACCCCCGCCCCCAUACACCUCCAAGUUCCCCAGUGUCCCAGCAGUAGCUCGCCUCCCUCCCCCGACUCCACAUACACCUGUGCAAUGUCCGGGCAGCAGUAGGUGCAGAGGAGUGUGUCAUACAAGCAGAAUUUCCUACUCCCAAACCGUCCCGAACCAGGAAGUGACUAAAGUCUUCACGCUCCUCUCCUGAGAGCAACACGUCCCCGCCUGCUCAUGCCACUGCCUGCAGCGGAGUCCUCCGGGGGCACAACUGAUGGCUGGAGAAAUGCACGUCCUGACCACAUUGGACCAUCUGCCCUGGAACUCCACCUCUGCGGAGCAAGGGGCCAGAAAUGGGUCCCAGUCCCACUUUUGGUACAACACAAACAAGACUCAGCUCUUGGGUGUUUUGCUGGCAAUCACUGGAAAUUUUCUGAUUAGUAUCUCUUUGAAUAUCCAGAAAUAUGCUCAUCUCCGACUGGCAUGCCAAGCAAAUCAAAAGCCCUAUUACGCAAGCAAGCUGUGGUGGUGUGGAAUUAUCCUCAUGGGGCUUGGAGAGUUGGGGAAUGCUGCAGCUUACGGAUUUGCUCCAGCCACCCUUAUAGCUCCAUUAGGAUGUGUCUCCGUCAUAGGCAGCGCGUUUAUAUCUGUCUUAUUCCUAAAAGAAACCAUGAGGGCUGCUGAUAUGUUAGGUGGAACCCUGACAAUUGCAGGAACAUAUUUGUUGGUGACAUUCGCUCCAAAUGUAACCCAGGAGUUCACGGCAACUAAAAUACAGAAUUAUUUAAUUAGCUGGCAGUUUCUGAUCUAUGUGAUCUUAGAAAUAAUAAUAUUCUGCAUUCUUCUGUAUUUCUACGAAAGAAAGGAUGUGAAGCACAUUGUGGUUUUGUUAAUGAUGGUAGCACUACUAGCAUCAUUGACUAUCAUUUCAGUAAAGGCUGUGGCAGGCAUGAUAACAUUCUCUGCAAAGGGCAAAAUGCAGCUGACAUACCCCAUUUUCUAUAUCAUGUUCAUUAUUAUGGUGACAUCUUGUGUUUUCCAAGUCAAGUUCUUAAACCAAGCUAUGCAGCUCUACAAUGCAACAGUCGUUGUGCCGAUUAACUUUGUGUUCUUCACCACCAGCGCCAUCAUUGCAGGGGUCAUAUUUUAUCAGGAAUUCCAAGGUGCAGCUUUGCUGAGUGUGUUCAUGUUUCUAUUUGGGUGUCUUCUGUCGUUUCUUGGCGUGUUUGUAAUCACACGAAAUCGAGAAGAGGAGCAUUUGCAAAUUCCUUAUAUUGAUUGUGGACACAUUCCUGGAAAAAAUAAGAUUGACAAAAUACAGCCGGAUUCAAACAGCUUAUCCUAUGGCACUUUGCAUGAUGAAGAUGACUGGACGAGCGCUCAGAGCUAAGAGCAGCUUCAUUUCCAGGAACUCUCUAUUCAUUCACAUCAUAUUCAUCACCCCAUGUUGACUGCAUAUAUUCAGUGUGUGUGUCAUGUUAUUUUAUGUUUAGCACCCUUAGUGUUAUUUAAGUAUCCUCAAGUAUCCCCUGCCUGUCACAAAUGUGUUACGGUGAGCAAGGAGGGCUAUAAAGCUAGUAACCGUUAAAUGGAGCUGGACAUUUUCCUGAUAAAACACCUCUUACUGGUGGUUUAGGGUCAGGUUUUUAAAGGUAUUUAGAUGCCUAAAGAUGCAACUAGCCACAUAGUAGGAUUUUCAAAAGCACCCACUUCACCUGCCUGUUUUUAUAGGUGCUUAAUUCCUUUAAAAAUCAGUCAUCAAAAUAUAGUGUGUUUCUAUGUAAGCAUCCGUUGGGAGAAAUCCUGCUUGCCUUAUUCAGACAGCUAGUCCCAUUACCUUCAAAGGAACUACACAUGUGAGUAAGGUGAGUGGGAUUUGUUCCAAUACAUAUAUAUGGAUGCAUACACAUGGUAUGUAAUUUAUGUUGAGAUACGGUAAAAGGCUUGGUAUUAUAAAUUCCUCCAAAGGAGUCCUCUGAGAGGGGAGCUUGUCUCUGUCCUGCUGGAUUGGAGCAGCAAGCAGCUAUUUCAAUACAAUAUGUUCUGAGCCUUACCCCCUGUGUCUUCAUUAAAUGUUUUUGGUGGGGAUUUUGAAGAGGUUACACACUAUUCCAAUAGAGAAAUGGGAAGCCAACCUUCCACUGCUGUUGUAUUUUGAAUAGGCUUGACUGGGGAAAAAGUGAGUUCAAUAUAUGGGGCAAAAAUGUUGUGAGGGUAAAAGAAUCAGGAUCACGAAGGAUAAGCCACUGGGCUAAAAUAUAUCUUUUUCCUUCCUACAAAGACUUCCCUGCAUUAAGCUAGAGAGCUAGUAAUGGCAGCAGCUGUGGUCAUGUAGAAUGAGUUUGGGGCUUUGAGUCAGAAGGUUGUAAUCCUACUGUAGCUGCUGACUCACAGGAGAAAGUUACUUACGGCCAUAGGGAGCUACACAGCCUCAGUUUCUGCUUCUGUCUGAUAAUACUGAUCUACCUCAUGGGCAUGUUGUGAGGAUUAGAUGGGUGCUUUGGGGGUAAAGAAGAAGCACUUUAUAAGUGUUCAGGGUUACUAUCUCAACCUUGUACAAAAACCUUUGGCUCUUUUUAAAGUGCAUGUCAUAUAUCAUAUGCAGCUAGCUUCAGUGGGGUCUGCUGAAUGAUGCCUCCUUUAAACAAUAUUUUUGUAAUCAUGCUCCAAUACGUCUGUUAGUCUAUGGUGCCACAGGACUCUUUGCUGCUUUUACAGACCCAGACUAACAGGACUACCCCUCUGAUACUUUAUUUUAGAAGAGAUCCAGUCAAAGCGACUUGAGUAGUUUAACACUGUGAUUUGUUUAUAAGACAUGUUGAAGUACCUAGAGAAUGGUGGUACAUUUUGCUAUACAUUAAUCUUCCUACAUCCAAGAUUCAGGGCAUUUUUUUUUAUUUAUUAUUUAAGCUUUUGCAAAUUGAGAGAGAGAGCCAUGUACCCAUGGAUUCAAUACCACCCUUCCCCACUUUUCUAUUAAAGUUUGAGGAAGCCACCCAUCUAUAUCCCUCAGAUGUCCAACGAGUCUUCCAGCAAAAACAGGAAAGACUAGACUACAUUACUGAUCAAUCUAUGGUAGAAAUGCAGAUUUUUUUAACAUACCCUGAAGAAUCAAAAGGGCACUAACUAAAUUUUUCUUUCCUUUGUAGCUCAACUUUAAGCACCCUUUUUACCUGACAAGUGAAAAUGUGUGCUAAAGAUGGAAAUAAGAUGUCUAUAACUUUUAUUGCUAUUAUUUCCUAGAAAUAUUAUUUUUUCAAGUAUGGGCAGCAGAUACCUCUCUGAAAUUUGUUUCCACAAUUUGGGAGGGGUGAAGGAGGAAAUUCUCCCAGGAUUUUCUAGUGACAGUUGGAAAUUGGAUGCAAAAUCUCUGGGUAAAUCCAUUAUUUGUUUUAAAAGUACUGUAAUUCCGUGUGACACGUCACUUCCUUCUGAUAGUUUAAUAAAAAAUAAAAUGCUGUUCUAUGGGGACGGGUAACUUUCGAUGUAAAAUUAAGUGUAAUUGAAAUUGAUAUAUUGAUUAAAAGUUCUAAGAGCCACUGAUAUUUAAUUACACAAUUAACAAUGGUUAUCAGACCUGAUAUAGAGUCUUAGGCACACUUCAAUUAAUCUACAUAAGUUCAGUUACACUAUUGUAAUAUAUAGUAAUGGGCAUUCAUUAUUACUGCCCCCCAAAAAAUAAACUCGUCAGUUUCACUUUGUUUAGAAUCAGCUUUUAGUCUGUUUCAGAUUGCACUAGUUAUGUUUAGGUUGCAGACACUGUAGGGGAGUGUUUGUUAAAACAUAAACUUUUCAUUGGACUCUAAAGAAAAACAGAAAUGUUUUUUAUUGUAUUAAAUUUUGUAAGAACUUUUUCUUCCCCCACGAUCAAAAUUUUGGGCCACAUGUGAUCUUUGAAACCUGUUCUGCAAGUUGAAUCUGCCUAGAGCUUGAAUAGGUACAAUAUAAAAUCUACAGAAAUAAAUUGAAGGGUGGCCCAAAGUCAGGCCGUCUGAAUGGUUUCUGCAGCAUCUAGUUUGUAAGUCUGACAAACCAGGGCCAACUGGAUUGAUUCAACCCUUGUUACGCUGCUGAUAGAUACUGGGAGAGGAGAACUUUAACUUGAAUAUGGGACUGGAAACAGGAACUUUUGACAUUGAUUCUGACAUUGAUUCUGCAUGGGACUUUUGCAAAUGACUUAACCUCUCUCUCUCUCUCAAAAGUGCAAGAUCCACAUUGGUAGAUGGUCACAUGGACAUAACUGGAAAGCUCAGAUUUGUUUAUAAUUUUAUUCAAAAAUUACAGUGUGUCAUCAAUACACUUUUAGGACCAGAUUGCCCAGUCUAGGUCCAUUUCGUGUCAUGUAAGUGGUGAAAAGUGGCCUUAAAAUGGAUUGUAAUGAACAGUUGUGAAUUUCCCCUAUUCAGGAGAACACACAAGUGGUAGAGGCUGGUCUGCCACCUCCUGUACCAGCCACUCACUCAACCCGUGGAGUAGAUGGGGAGUAGUGGUGGGAACAGUGUUCCACUACCCCUGGCCAUCCCCUGGUAUAAGAUCCCAGAGGCACUUCGCCCAGUGAAUAAGUCAAUGCUUUUCCCCUGCUGCUUUGGGUAAAGAAACCAGUUAGAGCUCCCUGCUCACUCCCCCUCUCACUGAGUUGAGCAGAGCAGUUGAAAGUCUGCCACUUAGUCUAUAUCUGUAAUAGUAAAUCUGAAACCAACAUUUUUCACUAGGCAAUAGCAUUAUCUCUGGGUAGUUCCAUCUGCAGAGUCGAUGGAAAUGUAUAAGGCAUGCUGACACUGAUACUGGAAUUCUGCGUACAAUACUAGUGUCCAUAUUUUUAAAAGGAUGUGACUACAGGGAGGGUGCAGAAAAGAGCCAUACGUGAUUCUAGGUCUGAAAAACGUGCCACAACAGCUAUCACCAAGGGAAAAACAUCUCCAGCUCCAAUGGGCUGCAUGUGCACAUGCCUUAAGUGGAAUGGACAUGUGCAAUCAUGCAAAGAAAACUGGAUGAAAUUCUAGGAUGUGUGUUCAGCAGGAGGUCAAAUGGGAUAAGCUGAUGGUCCCUUCUGGCCUUAAAACUAUGGAUCAAUUACUCAUAUUACUACAUUGACUGUUAAAAUAUGUUCCCAUCCAUAGUCCUCAGUCUGUAUAUUGUCAGGAUUUUUCUGCUAAUAAUAACAAUUAAACAUUGUCCAAAGAAAACAAGAUUACAUAGAUAUUUCCAUUAAGUUCAUUCUCUUUAUAUCCUUCUUUAAAGUUCCCUAGUAAAAAUACAGAGCAUCUAUUCUUGGAACACCGGAGGUUGAAAUAUCGUGGUGGUUGAUGUAUUUUAUUGCCUUGUGAUGCAUUACCAGCAGUAACCUCCACUAGCAGGCAGAAUUGCCUACUAACAGCCUCUGCGUCUUUGUCUUGUUCUUGGCUCGCUAUGUUAGAGAGGAUAAGGGAUACUACUGAGCCUGUUAAGCACACUAUUAAACCUCCAGGAAAUUAAUUAAAAGAAGGUGGUAGGGGGGUGACAAGUUCUGUUCCUGUGUUAACACUAGCUUGGAUUUAUGCACAUCAACUAUCGCACAAAGGACAAAUGCCAAUGCUGUUCCUCUGACAAGCUUAAUAAUUCUGGCAAGCACAGUGGUAGCAGUCUCCAGCAAAUUGCAAUAGGGGAGGCAAUGCCUAGUCCAGGCUUGGAAAUCUCCAGCUGAGUGUUGGCAAGUGUGUGCAUGUGCUGGAGGCUUAAAUCAAUCAGUUCCAUUUUUCCUGAUGUGACCUAGCAAAAUGUAACAAUUGGUUUCAUCAUUCAUGGCCGCGGGAAGCUAUGCCGGUUUAAGGCAUAAACUCUCUGUCUUGCAAUAAUACAUUAAUUUAACAUAAAACACUGUUAAAGCUACCUGUUUAAUCACUUUCUCAUUAGUUCUAAUUUGAAAACUGUUAUCAAUUUUCUUCUAAAUAUGGGCUCUCAACUCAACUCUCGGUGCCUAUAAGCAGACACGGAUGCUAUCUGACUUUGCUGUAGAAUUCCAGCCCCACAGGAAUAAUAAUAAAGGAAGCCUAAGGAUAACCCUAGUCAAUCAACAAUUGAACUGCUCAUUCAGAUGCCAGGAUGUCAAGUGCCCUUCUACUUUCAAGACUAGGAGUAGAGCAGGUCUACUGGUUGAAAAUGACCUGUGCUUUGGAUUUAACCUUUGCCCUAAUUGCAUAUUGUUGGCUGCAAAUGGAUUAUAGCUCUCACAUAUCUAUUUACUGUGCAAAGCUGCUCAACUCACAUGUUUCACGGACAUAGCUGGGGGACUGGUGGUUCUCACUAACUGGUCAUAGCAAGCAUUUCAGUAUUUGUAAUGAAGUAUUCUGUAUGAUUGGUCAGAUGGUAUGGUUUCUGUUUCCUGUUUGGAUGAUAGAGACGUGACACCAGCCCUGAUAGCAGGUGACUGUUUCCAGCAUGAACAUGCUUGGCUCCCAUAUCUGCACAAAGAGAAAGUUCUACAACCAUUCAUGGAAAGAAAAGUCACAUAAGGGGUUGAGGAAAGAGUUCAGAUGUAAAGAGACUGGCAUGUUGGCUUUGGUGAACAUAUUUACAAAUAGAUUUUUUUUUAUUUGCCCAUCUCUACCACCAGUGUAGAUGGAACUGACCUGUAUCACUGUUAAAUUCAGCCAGAAUAUGCCAGCUGCUCACUUCUGUAAUACAUCUAUAUGUGUUCUUCUAAUGUCACCAAGUAUUUAAGGUCUUGUCUGGACUAGGAUUUGAAAGACUAGUGUAGACAAGGGAAUGUGCCUUUAACAUGCAUUUUAAACUGGAACCAAUUUAGCACACAUUAAAAAAUCACACUGCUGUGUCCACAGUAGCCUGUUAACACACGUUCGUCAGCACCAUCCAAAUCCUAAUCUAGUUUCAACCUCAGUGCUAGUAGGUAGAGAUGGAAAAAGCAUCGUCAGCCUCCCUCAGAUGUCUCGAAAUAGCUGCAUCUGAACUUGAUCUUAGGCACACACAAAUAUUCAAUACAGAUAAAACAAAUGGCUAAAUAGUAGCAAACUACCUAAUCAAGUUGCAGACUAAAAAUUAGUUUCUUAAACUAUGCUUUCCUAUUAAGUGCUAUAUAAAGCACCUUGGACUAGAAGAUUAAAAACAUCUCACACUGAAUAGAGUGUCUUGGUGGUUUUGGAAUGCACUUUGUGAUGUUACGCAACACAGCACGCAUGACAAUUUUGCUGUUGCUACUGUACUAUGA
Messenger RNA from Gopherus flavomarginatus (Mexican gopher tortoise), 7212 nucleotides. RefSeq names its product NIPA like domain containing 2 (gene NIPAL2). Gene Ontology annotation, biological process: magnesium ion transport. Gene Ontology annotation, cellular component: membrane. The transcript is spliced from 11 exons. The record is from RefSeq and is a predicted model, not a curated record. The coding region runs from base 283 to 1398 and encodes 371 amino acids. Gene Ontology annotation, molecular function: magnesium ion transmembrane transporter activity. Lineage: Eukaryota; Metazoa; Chordata; Testudines; Testudinidae.